AUGGUUGAUUUAGAAACUGUUGCGAAAUAUCUAUCCGAAUCUGUCAUUGCAUCAUCCGCCAAAUCUGCUGAAAGAAGUCUGAAAGAGCUUGAAAAUCAGGAUGGUUUUGGUUUAACUUUACUACAUACUGUAGCAUCUAACAAUCUGCCUGUCUCUACUAGACUUGCAGGUGCUCUAUUUUUCAAAAACUAUAUUAGAAGGAAAUGGGUCGAUGAAAACGGUAACCAUAUGAUCCCUGAAAGUAACGUAGAAUUAAUCAAGAAGGAAAUCGUUCCUUUGAUGAUUACUUUACCCAAUAAUUUGCAAGUCCAAAUUGGUGAAGCAAUUUCUGUCAUUGCAGAUUCCGAUUUCCCAAAUAAUUGGCCCACUCUACUACAAGAUCUAACUUCAAGAUUGUCUCCAGAUGAUAUGGUCUUGAACAAGGGUGUUCUAACAGUCGCGCACUCAAUUUUCAAAAGAUGGAGGCCACUUUUCAGAUCUGAUGAAUUAUUCUUAGAAAUUAAAAUGGUUCUCGAUUUUUUCACUGUGCCUUUUUUGAAUCUGUUAAAGGCAGUAGAUGAGCAGAUUACACAAAAUUCGAAUGAUCAAGCAAAACUUAACCUUCUAUUUGAUGUGUUGUUAGUCUUAGUUAAAUUAUAUUACGAUUUGAAUUGUCAAGAUAUUCCAGAAUUUUUCGAAGAUAAUAUCAAGACGGGUAUGGGUAUUCUCCAUAAAUAUCUCGCCUAUAAUAAUCCUUUGCUGGAAGAUGCUGAUGAAAGUGAACAUGCUAGUAUCUUAAGCAAAGUCAAAUCAUCAAUCCAAGAAGUUGUACAACUUUAUACAACAAGAUAUGAAGAUAUUUUUGGCCCAAUGAUCAGCAAUUUUAUACAAAUAACAUGGCAAUUGCUAACUUCAGUCACUACUGAACCUAAAUUUGACAUCUUAGUUUCAAAGUCACUAUCAUUUUUAACUGCGGUUUCUCGUAAUCCAAAAUAUUUUGAAAUAUUUAACAAUGAGGAUGCAAUGAAUAAUAUCACGGAACAGAUCAUUUUGCCAAAUGUCACUUUACGUGAAGCAGACGUUGAGUUAUUUGAAGAUGAUCCGAUUGAGUACAUUCGUAGGGAUUUGGAAGGUUCGGAUACCGAUACAAGGAGAAGAUCAUGUACUGAUUUUGUGAAGGAAUUGAAAGAUAAAAAUGAAGUUCUGGUUACCAACAUUUUUUUGAAUCGUAUGACAAGGUUUUUUGAAAGAUAUCAAUCAAAUACUACAGAGUUCUGGAAAUAUAAAGAUCUUUAUGUUUACCUUUUCAGUACGUUAGCCAUAAAUGGUAACAUAACUAGCAGUGGUGUUUCAUCAACUAAUCCACUUUUAAAUGUGAUAGAUUUUUUCAGGAAUCAAAUUAUUCCUGAUUUAACAAAUAGUGUGCCUCAUCAAAUUUUGAGGGUUGAUGCCAUCAAGUUUAUCUAUGUCUUUAGAAAUCAAUUGAGUAAAGCACAACUUAUCGAAAUAAUGCCCUUACUAGCAACAUUCUUAGAAAGUGAUGAAUAUGUUGUAUACACAUAUUCAUCAGUUACCAUCGAAAGAAUUCUCACGAUCAGAGAAUCAAAUACUUCACCAAAUUUUAUCUUCACGAAGGAAGAUUUAGCUGGCAGCUCUGAAAUUCUAUUGAAAAAUCUGAUCAGUCUUAUUACAAAACAUGGUAAUUCUCCAGAAAAAUUAGCGGAAAACGAAUUUUUGAUGAAAGCUGUUUUCCGAGUGCUAAGAACGUCAGAAGCCACAAUAGAGGCUAUUUAUCCAGAAUUAUUGAACCAAUUAAUGACAAUAAUUAACAUCAUUGCGAAGAACCCCUCAAAUCCUAGAUUUACUCACUAUGUUUUCGAAUCUGUAGGUGUCAUUUUGUCUUACUCUUCGGUUCCACAUUUACCUGUCUUGAUAGAUUCCAUGAUGCCAUCUUUUUUCAGUAUACUUUCUGAAGAUAUUCAAGAAUUCAUUCCAUACGUUUUCCAAUUGGUUUCCUUCAGUAUUGAGAAGGGUGAGUUUUUACCUGACAGUGUCAAACAAUUAGCACAGCCAAUGCUGGCUCCAACUGUUUGGGAACUAAAGGGAAAUGUUCCUGCAGUUACAAGGUUAUUAAAAAAUGUAAUUAAACUUGAUCCAUCCGUAUUCCCAGAUCUUGUUCCUGUGUUAGGUGUUUUCCAAAGAUUAAUUGCAUCCAAGGCAUAUGAAACCCAUGGGUUUGAAUUAUUAGAAUGUAUCAUGUUGGUAAUCGAUAUGGAAAGGUUGAAACCAUACUUAAAAGAAAUUGCUGUAUUAUUAUUGCAACGUCUCCAGAGCUCCAAGACAGAGAGAUAUGUUAAAAAAUUGACCGUAUUUUUCGGUCUGCUGUCUAUUAAAUUAGGUUCUGACUUUUGUAUUCAAUUUAUCGAUGAAGUACAGGAUGGUCUAUUCCAGCAAAUAUGGUCUAAUUUCGUCAUUAAUACAUUGCCAACUAUUGGUAAUCUUCUGGAUCGUAAAAUUGCACUAUUAGGCUGCAUUAAAUUCCCUACUGAAGGGACUUUGUUCAUUAAAAAAUAUCCUCAACUUCUUGGGAUAACAAUCGAUUCAAUAAUUAGGACCACAAUGAGUGAAAGCAUUUCAAACAUAAACAGCGAAUACAUCGACCUAGAUAACCUCGAAGAGAUUACAACCUUUGGCUCUUCUUUUAGUAAAUUGGCCAGUAUAGCAGACAAACCAUUCGAUCCAUUACCUGAGAUUGAUUUGACAAAUGGGGUAAAACAAUAUACUUCAUCCGUUUUAAAGAAAUAUAUUGAAUCUAAUAACGCCAAUUUUGCGAACGUUAUUUUGCCUCAACUGAAUAAUGAUACUCAGAAAAGUUUGAAGCUGCUAGUAGAUAUGGUAUAG
Messenger RNA from Kazachstania africana CBS 2517, 2880 nucleotides. It is a transcript of the gene CSE1, whose product is annotated as importin-alpha export receptor. Gene Ontology annotation, cellular component: cytosol; nuclear envelope. Gene Ontology annotation, molecular function: nuclear export signal receptor activity; small GTPase binding. The transcript has a single exon. Lineage: Eukaryota; Fungi; Ascomycota; Saccharomycetes; Saccharomycetales; Saccharomycetaceae. The coding region runs from base 1 to 2880 and encodes 959 amino acids. Gene Ontology annotation, biological process: protein import into nucleus; protein export from nucleus. The record is from RefSeq and is a predicted model, not a curated record.